This is a messenger RNA of Pogonomyrmex barbatus (red harvester ant), 662 nucleotides long. RefSeq names its product U6 snRNA-associated Sm-like protein LSm3 (gene LSm3). NCBI's taxonomy places the organism in Eukaryota, Metazoa, Arthropoda, Insecta, Hymenoptera, Formicidae. The record is from RefSeq and is a predicted model, not a curated record. Gene Ontology annotation, molecular function: RNA binding. Gene Ontology annotation, biological process: mRNA splicing, via spliceosome.
UAGUUCAAUGGAUGUGCUUUUACGGACAUAGAGGCGCACCGCUAAAGAGUCGUGGCUUUCCAUAAUUCUUAAACUCUUUGCCAUAGCAAUUGCGUGAUAUUCAAAUUUUGUGUAUUAAUUUGAGACCUCACUAUAAUAUUACACAAUUGCCGCGAGAUAUCAAAAAAAUCCAGGAUGGUUGAGGAAUCGGAACAGUUGCCGCCUAUAGACGUAAAAGAGCCGUUGGAUCUCAUAAAGCUAAGCUUGGAAGAGCGGAUUUACGUAAAGAUGAGGAACGAGAGAGAGCUCCGAGGAAAAUUGCAUGCUUUUGAUCAGCAUUUGAAUAUGGUACUGGGUGAUGUGGAAGAGAUCAUAAACAUAGUGGAGAUUGAUGAGGAAACAUAUGAAGAGAUCUAUCGUCAAAAGAAGAGAACCAUUCAGAUGCUGUUUGUACGUGGCGAUGGUGUCAUCCUAGUAUCUCCACCUACAUAAAGUUACAAUAUCUCAUGUGGGAAGUUACGGAUGUUUUUUAUAUAAUUUACAAUGGGAUAUUAUUUCAUUGACGUUUGAAAGAUUUACAAUAUAGGAACUGGGCGCCUGAAAAAUUGAGAAAGGUUUUGUGGCUACAGUGAAUAUUUGACAUACUAUACUAUACUACAUAUGUUAUAAUAUGUUAUAAUACU